AUGGCUCCCGGCGGUGGUGCCCGAGUCGAUGGUGGUGCGCCGCCUGUUGUGGCCGUGCUCAUGACGGUCGCUGUCGUCGUCCUUGCGGCGGCGGCGUCGACGGUGUCCGGACAGCAGGAUGACCCAGCGCCAGCUGCGGCGUGCGCGAGGCGGCCCGUGGUGUUCGCGUUCGGGGACUCGAACACGGACACGGGCGGCGUCGCGGCCGGGCUGGGGUACUACUACCCGCUCCCCGAGGGCCGCGUCUUCUUCCGCCGAUCCACCGGACGCCUCUGCGACGGCCGCCUCGUCAUCGACUACCUCUGUGAGAGCCUGAACAUGAGCUACCUGAGCCCGUACCUGGAGGCCGUGGGCUCCGACUUCACCGGCGGCGCCAACUUCGCCAUCUCGGGCUCCUCCGCGCUCCCCCGGAACGUCCCCUUCGCGCUCCACGUCCAGGUCCAGCAGUUCCUCCACCUGAAGCAGCGCUCGCUCGACCUCAUCGCCCAUGGCGGCGGGGCCGCUCCCGUCGACGCCGACGGCUUCCGGAACGCGCUCUACGUCAUCGACAUCGGCCAGAAUGACCUGUCCGCCGCCUUCGGGAGCGGAGCGCCAUACGACGACGUCGUCCACCAGAGGAUCCCGGCCAUAGUGUCAGAGAUAAAGGAUGCUGUCAUGACCCUCUACUACAACGGUGCCAAGAACUUCUGGGUCCACGGCACCGGCCCUCUGGGCUGCCUGCCGCAGAAGCUCGCCGCGCCGAGGCCCGACGACACCGACCUCGACUACAGCGGCUGUCUCAAGACCCUCAACGACGGCGCCUACGAGUUUAACGCCCAGCUGUGCGCCGCCUGCGACGGCCUGAGGUCGCAGCUGCGUGGCGCCACCAUCGUCUACACCGACGUCUUGCUCAUCAAGUACGACCUCAUCGCCAACCACACCGCCUACGGGUUCGAGGAGCCGCUCAUGGCGUGCUGCGGCUACGGCGGGCCGCCCUACAACUACAACGCCAACGUGAGCUGCCUCGGCCCGGGCUUCCGGGUGUGCGAGGACGGCACCAAGUUCGUCAGCUGGGACGGCGUGCACUAUACCGACGCUGCAAACGCCGUCGUGGCUGCAAAGAUCCUCUCCGGCCAAUUCUCCACGCCCAAAAUGCCCUUCGACUACUUCUGCCAGGCAUGA
Miscanthus lutarioriparius is the source of this 1161-nucleotide messenger RNA. NCBI's taxonomy places the organism in Eukaryota, Viridiplantae, Streptophyta, Magnoliopsida, Poales, Poaceae. The record is from the annotation of a GenBank genome assembly.